GAGAAACUCAGACUUCCUAUCCGCGGUUCUCUCUCCGUCAGUUCGCUCCAGGCUCGCGGCUCUGUCGGAAGGAUGCGCGCGCUCCCGGUGCUCUUCUCCGUAGCUGCUCUCCUCCUGCACUCCUCUCCGGGGCUGCUCGGGGAGAUGCAGCUGAAUGCGCCACUGUGCAAGUCAGGAUUUUCACAAAGCCUUUAUUCCCUGCGCCUCUCGAGGGAUCUAGUGCACGGCCGAAGUGUGCUCAAAGACACCAUGCUGUCAUCAGGAGCAGUUCAUUUUGAUGACUGUUCAGGGAACGCAGCUGUACAGAUGGACAGCAGUGAUCCCCGCUUCAGAAUCGAGUCAGACGGAUCCGUGUACACACAGAGAGACAUGUUCACUCUGAACACACCGAUAACAUUCACAGUGACGGCUCACACCACAGACGACACACACACCUGGGAGACGACCAUCCAACUGGAGCUGGAGGAAAUGACAGGUUAUUACAUGGCACGAGGACAAGAGGACACCGGGACUCAGGAAGUUGUCAUCAGGUUUCCUCCAAGACAGAACUCCAGCGAAUUGCUGCGGCAGAAGCGAGACUGGGUCAUUCCACCAAUCAACGUCCCGGAGAACUCCCGAGGUCCCUUUCCACAGAUGCUCGUCAGUAUCCGUUCAGAUAAAGAUCGCUCCAUUAACAUCAGAUAUAGCAUCACCGGCGUGGGAGCGGAUCAGCCACCUAAUGAAGUGUUCAACAUCGAUCCAGAGAAAGGCAAGAUGUAUGUCACCAAGCCUCUAGACAGAGAGGAACGCUCUUCCUACCACCUUCGUGCUCAUGCGGUUGAUAUGAACGGGAAUCAGGUGGAACAGCCAGUGGACCUCUACAUCUUCGUCAUCGACAUGAAUGACAACCGGCCCGAGUUCAAGAACCAGAUCUACAAUGGUUCUGUGUUGGAAGGAUCCAAACCAGGUACGACAGUUAUGACGGUAACAGCGCACGAUGCUGAUGACAUCACCACCUCUAAUGGCAUGGUGCAUUACCGGAUUCUCCAGCAGACCCCGCACAUCCCAAUCCCAAACAUGUUCACUAUUAACAGAGAGACAGGAGAUAUUGUCACUGUCGCAGCUGGACUCGACAGAGAGAGAGUUCCUCAGUACACAGUGAUCGUCGAGGCGACAGAUAUGGAGGGGAAUCUGAACUUCGGUUUGUCAAGCACUGCCACAGCGCUAAUCGCCAUCACCGACGUCAACGACAACCCACCUGAACUCACACAGAGCACGUUCUCCGGGGAGGUGAUGGAGAACAGUGUGAAUGUGGUGGUAGCGAACCUCUCCGUGGUUGAUAAGGACGAGCCUCGAACGCCCAACUGGAACGCCGUGUACCGUGUAGUCGGUGGCGACAACGGACGCCACUUCACCAUCCGGACAAAUCCGGAGAACAACGAUGGCAUGCUCACUGUGGUGAAGCCGGUAGACUUUGAGAUGAAUCGAGCAUUCAUGUUAACAGUAGUCGUCACUAAUCAGGCUCCUCUGGCUGACGGGAUCCAGUCAUCUCUCCAGUACACAGCCGGUGUCACCGUCUCCGUAAGGGAUGUCAAUGAGGCACCUGUUUUCCCAGAGAACCCCAAAAUGGUGCGAUUUGAAGAGGGCAUGGCGGCUGGCACCAUCAUUACCACGCUCACUGCCCGAGACCCAGACACGUUCAUGCAGCAGAGCAUUCGGUAUCUGAAGCUGUCGGAUCCUGCUAACUGGCUCUCCAUCAACGGAACAAAUGGUCAGAUUACCACAGUGGCUGUGCUGGAUCGAGAAUCCAUCUAUGUCAAGAAGAAUAUCUACGAGGCCACGUUCCUCGCUGCUGACAAUGGCUCUCCUCCUGCCAGUAGCACAGGAACCCUGCAGAUAUUUCUUAUAGACGUGAAUGAUAACGCUCCAUCCCUCGUUCCUAAUGAUGCUCAGAUCUGCGAAAGAUCCAACAUGAACUCAAUCAACAUCACAGCUGUGGAUGCAGACACAGAUCCCAACAUUGGUCCUUUCGUCUUCGAGCUGCCUCUUCACCCAUCCAUCAUCCGCCGCAACUGGACCAUCUCCCGAAUCAAUGGAGACUAUGCCCGUCUGAGCCUAAGGAUCCAGUUCCUGGAGUCAGGUGUUUAUGAAGUUCCCAUUUCUGUAUCAGACUCAGGAAACCCACCAAUCUCCAAUCGUUCAGUCAUUAAGGUGAAGGUGUGCCCAUGUGAUGAACAUGGCGACUGCACUGCGCUUGGUGCCGUAGCAGCAGCAGGCCUGGGCACCGGCGCCAUCAUUGCCAUCCUUAUCUGCAUCAUCAUCCUUCUUAGCAUGGUUCUGCUCUUUGUGGUGUGGAUGAAGAGGAAAGAGAAGGAAAGGCAGACAAAACAGCUGCUGAUUGACCCUGAGGAUGAUGUCAGAGACAACAUCCUCAAAUAUGAUGAGGAAGGAGGAGGAGAGGAGGACCAGGACUAUGACCUGAGUCAGCUGCAGCAGCCCGACUCCCUGGAGCACAUCAUGGGUAAACCCCCAGGGGUCCGACGGGUGGACGAGAGGCCUGUGGUGCCAGAGUCUCAGUACCCACUACGGCCCAUGGUGCCCCACCCUGGGGAUAUUGGAGAUUUCAUCAAUGAGGGUCUGAGAGCAGCGGAUAAUGACCCGACAGCCCCACCAUACGAUUCACUGCUAGUAUUUGAUUAUGAGGGCAGCGGAUCCACAGCCGGGUCAGUCAGCUCACUCAACACCUCCAGCAGCGGAGAGCAAGACUACGACUACCUCAACGACUGGGGACCGCGUUUCAAAAAACUCGCCGACAUGUAUGGGGGUGGAGAUGACUAGAACGGAAAGGGGCAGUCCUUCAAAGGCUCCUCUCACAUCACCUGACCUGCAGCGGCGACCAAUCAUGGGCCUCUCUCUCUCUCUCUCUCUCUCUCUCUCUCUCUCUCUCUCUGAAAAACACACCCACCUACCAAUCACUUGGCCAGCUCCAACUCCAGAGAGAAUUGUACAGAGAGAGACAGCGAUAUAGCAGACCUGCUUUUUCCUUUAAUUAUGUUUCUAUCAGUUUCUUGUUUUUUGUUUUGUUUUGUUUAUUAGUAGUCGAGCUGUAUUCAUGCUUUGUGCUUUUUUUUUUUGAAGGAUCCUGUGUUUUGGUUGAUGCAACCGUCUGCAGGCAAACAAACACUUCCUGCUAUUAUUAAGACAGCGCAUAAAAAAGAGAAAAAAAACGAGUAAAAAAAAAGGGGCAAGGUAGGCAUUCUACUCUUAAAAAUGGUCUAAACAAGCCAUUCUUUUUCUUUCUCUGAACUUGAAUUUUUUGGAGAAGAGGAGCACUGUCGCCGUUGUCGUCGUUGUCGUUAUCGUUGUUUAAGAAGUGCCUUUAGUGGUGCGUAGUUCUUGGAUUUUUCUCAGGAUUGGUCUUCUGUCCAGACCUACACCUGACAUCAACACACACUUCUACAGCUGACUGGCUGUGUUCCAGUUCCUCAUAAUUCUCCUGCAAGAACAUUGAGGCUUUUGGUUUGUAGCUCCAUGAAAGGAAGCUUAUAUACAUUAAAUGAUGUGUGUCAGGUUUGCGUCACUGAAUAGUGUUUGAAUUUCGACAAAAUAAACUAGACUGCACAGUUGAGGAGAUGGUUACAGAGAGCUUGGCAGAAACAUGAUAACCAUUCAAACCAUGAGGUUAAUCAGGAUCAGGUCCAAAUUUGGUACCGAUAAUUGCUUAUAUGAUAUAUUUUACCGUGAAUUUUUUAUCGUGAUUUUAAAUUCUCACUACCCUCGAAGAGUUUGUCUGGGUAGGCAUCAGUUUUCGGCAGCAUUUGUGCUCCUGAUCUAAAGAUUGUCCCAUUCAGAAAGAAAGCAGCAUAUGGACAGCUUUUAAGGUUCUUCUGAGGUUUCUUCUUGUUUGGACAGGUUAAAACGCAGAAUUGCAUGUGGAAGCAAAUCUCAGAGAAGGCAAGAACAUUGGAGAAGUGUCUUUUGAAAAUGCUGCCUAGUGAGAACAGUGAAAGGUAAACAUGUUCUUAUGGCAUUAAUUUGUAAACCAUUAUUGCUGUUAUUGUGCUAUGAAAAUGCAAUGCCUUGAAACGCUCGGGUUAGGGUUUCAUUUCCGUGUUUGCUCUUCAUUGAGACCCUGUCCACAGGUAUAAUUGUUUUGGGCUCAUGCUCAUCAUAACAAUAUUUUGAAUCCAUGAAAACAAAGCUCUCAAAUAGAUUUUCCAUUUCCGUGUUGAUGGAGAUAUUUUCGAAAACUCUGGUCAUGUGAAUCAGGAAAUAUUUUGAAAAUUCGGGGUAAAAACCGAGUCUGCAAGAAGCAACAAGCUCUCUAUAGAAUUCAGCUUACUUAUUUAGGCAUCAUAAAUGUAUUACUUAUCUUCAAAACCAUAUAUAUUAAGAAAUUAACGAUGCUAAAAUGCAUGUUUGUCACCAGAAGAUUAAACUAUCGCGCACUGUAAGCCAUGGGCCAAAAGUUCCUGGAUUUCCACUUUCUGAUAAAAAAAGAAGAGGGAGGGUGGGGUUAAAUAGCAUUUGUAAGUGUUCAUUCAUCAUAUCAGCACACUGUGUAUCACUGCACUGUUGAGUAGUUUAUUCAUAGACACAUUUAUCACCACAUCAUUUGGGCAUUUGAAGAAAGCGUUCACUCGUUCAUGAAGACUCUCCAUCUUUUGAACGUACUGAGGAAGUAUUCACAAUAAAAUAUUCUGUAUAGAUAAUCAGUGUAGUUUGAUGUUUCAUGUUUCACACUAUGCUGGUGUUCAAAAUAUGCUCAAGCUCCCAUCAGGGGCACGAAAGGAUGAAUCGAGUCCAGAAAGAUCUUCAUCAUGUAAGAAGCUUGAUAACAGCUUCCUUUAAUAUCAGUCGUGUUUACAUUAAAAGAAACGUGUUUGGAGUUUAAUGAUUAGUCACAAUUGGUGGCAUAAAACACAAUCCGAAACCAGUAUCAAAACAAGUGUUGUCAGGCAAAACAAACCUCGCCCGGCAGCACUUAUUUUAUACCUAUAUGUUGAUAAUGGUAAUAUUUCUCAAUCAUCAGCUGUCAGGUUAUAGUCCUAUGAAAAUCCAUGACCUUGAGUUUGACAUUUCAAAGUCAUUCAAGGUCAAAAGUCAUGGUGGCGACUGAAAGCCCAUGUGAGACUUCUUAUACGUUGAUAAUGGUGAACAUCUGGCUAUCAUGAACCAUUUUAAAGUUAUAGGUCUUUGAAAACCCAUGACCUUCAGUUUGACCUUUCAAGGUCAAAGAUCAUGGUGCCAAAUGAUAGCCCAUAUGGCACUUCCUAUAGAGAUCUUGCAUGUGACGUCACAGCCGAUCCAGAUUGUGACAGACGCCAUCUUGUAGGUCAAACGCCAUAUUCCGCCUUCUACUUCUGCUUUUACUUCUACCUUUUCUUCUGGAAAACCCUACUAUAUACAAUUCUACUACAACGGCUGCGGCUACAAGCUCUCCCUACCUGUGCACGUUUUUUAUGUUUUUUGUGUGUAUUUUUGCGUGUUGUUCGUCUGUACCGGACUUCAAUAUCCACUACAACCGUAUGGACUUACUGGACAUUGGUUUCCAGCAGAAAAUGACGGUUUGUAGCGAUUUCCAUCGCAUGCACAACAUUCCGGACGAGAAAAAAAAAAAACAUUCCGGACGAGAUUGCGAGACCAGCGGGGUCUCCGUGGAUUGUUAUCGGAAGCAAAGCGAAGGAGGCGGCGCCGGAGCGGAAGCAAAAGCGAGGCUGCAGAGCCGGCCUGUUGACUAAGCUCAGAAAACAGCCACUCAAAUCUCCACUGCCAAGCCUCUACCUCUCCAACGCCAGAUCCAUGUAAACAACACGGACGAUUUGGAAUUACAGCUGGAAUUACCUUAUUCUAUUCUAUAAUCGGCUGGUCAGUGCUAUACUCAAUACUUACUUACCCAUCCAGUGAGGAUCAUUUUCUUGUUUACAAGAUGCCACAUCUGAGUCGCUGACAAAUCCUGAAUUUCUGUAAAGAUAACUGUGCAGAGAUUUAUAAGCACACAGUGCUUCACCACUGAACAGCGAGGGAAAGUUGAUGAGGUAAUUAUACACGUCCGGGUAUUCCGCUGGCAGUUCAAAAUCCGGUCGUGAAAACUCCGUCCGGAAAGCCAUAAGGGUCACAAAUCUGUAGAUCGUUUAUUUUAGACAUAUAUCUAGUUAUCUGUUCAUUAGAAAAAUGAGCCGUGUAGUCCGUCGGUUGAAAUUGAUCCAUUCUGUACAUGAGUGCAGCAGUAUUCAGCGGUGUUUUUGACCGACAUGAUGGCGGUUGUGUACUUUCCGGUCAUGUGACUGCAAGAUCUCUAUAAGUUGAUCAUGGUAAAUAUCUGUCUACCAUCAACUGUUUUCAAGUUACAGCCCUCUGAAAAUCUGUGACCUUGAGUUUGACAUUUCAGGGUCACUCAAGGUCAAAGAUCAUGGUACCAAAUGAAAGGCCAUAUGGGAGUUCCUAUCUGCUCAUAAUAGUAAACAUUUGUCUAUCAGCAACCGUUUUUGAGUUAUAAUGGAAAAUGUUAUUUUGACCUUUCCAGUGACCUUGACCUUCACCUUGACCCUGAAAAUUCAAAGUUACUUGGUGCAACAGUCUAGACGCUAGAUUGUUAACAGACAGACACACAAACAAGCAAACAAACCGCACUGAUUACAAAACUUCGCCCCGCUUACUCCAUUGCGGGCGAGGUAAUGAAUGGCUCAUAAAAUGUCCUGAUUAGAUUGUUUGUUUGUUUGUUUGUUUGUUUGUUUGUUUUGUUUUUCAUAUAAUUCUUCUCAAAGCCUGUUGCAGUUUUUGGUUCACAGGAAAUGACUCAUAGAUUUCAAACAAAGCAGCAUCCUGAGGGCAAGUUUAAAGAAAGGUCUGGGUCACAUUAUAACAUAAAAUCCAAUUAUCUUGGACAGUCAUUAUGCAUAAUCCAAACAGGUUUGGAAAAGUAAGGAAUUAGGAAUUAGUAAAAUCCGGUAACUCGUCCUAGAAGCUGGAAGAAUGAUAGGAAUAAACAACGAAACAGGAAUUUGCAGUAUAAAGAGACGGUAAUGGGAAAGCGCGAUAUUGAGAAAAUUAAGAUUCCGGAGCUAAUAUCAAUCAGAUAACGUGAUCAAGAUGGCGCAGUAGUGAGAAAGCCCAAGAAACAGGAAGUAAACAAGGAAGUAGACAACGACACAAAUGGUGUAAAGAGACUGAGGCUGUGUUCACAUGACAUUUUUUUUCUUUUAUAACAAAUGUGACGACCAGAUAUGCAAAAUGUACAUCACUGGAAACACUGUCCAUCUUCGGAGAGCCUGUCCACUUCCUGUUAAUGGAAUUGUACCGAAAUUGGCUGCAGUUCACCUAGAGGGCGCUCUAUAGUGGGAGUGAACAGAGCUGAACAGGCUAAAAUAAUUAUUUACACCUGCUUCUCGAGAAAAAAAGCCUAAAUUUUAUUUUAGGUUUUUUUUUUUCAAAUAUAUUAUUGAUUAUAUAUGAGUGAUUCCACG
Molecule: messenger RNA, 7445 nt
Organism: Neoarius graeffei (lesser salmon catfish)
Lineage: Eukaryota; Metazoa; Chordata; Actinopteri; Siluriformes; Ariidae
Product: cadherin-4-like
Exons: 17
Biological process (GO): cell morphogenesis; cell-cell junction assembly; homophilic cell-cell adhesion
Cellular component (GO): catenin complex; adherens junction; plasma membrane
Molecular function (GO): cadherin binding; calcium ion binding
Source: RefSeq, a predicted model, not a curated record